AUGUCUCCCCCCUCACAACCCGCGCAAGCGCAUCUCGCCGAAGCCACUGCCAGCCGUGAGAUCGAGACUUCCCAACCCCAGACUCACCAGCCCAUGCAAAUGAUGCAACAAGAUCCUCAAAGCGAGCAAAAGACCGUCGGAAUGCGCGGCGGCGACGGACGCGGCGGAGCGUGCCCUGGACGCUUCUGCUUCUGCGUCCCGUGCCCGCUACCUUGCGAUUUCUGUAUUAUUUGA
Molecule: messenger RNA, 234 nt
Organism: Mytilinidion resinicola
Lineage: Eukaryota; Fungi; Ascomycota; Dothideomycetes; Mytilinidiales; Mytilinidiaceae
Exons: 2
Coding region: 1-234 (77 amino acids)
Source: RefSeq, a predicted model, not a curated record